AUGGAAAUUGAUACACCCUCCACCAAACGGCCGGCGCGGUCCUCCGUAACACCAGAGCGCGAUGCACAAAGUGAACAUAAUAGCGAUGAUGCUGGCGUCAACUCGCCUGUCAUAUUGACGCCGGGCGCGAAGAUUCGGGCUAUUAUGGCGGCGUAUGAUACGGAUACAGAUUCGGAGGGGGAAAGGGAGAAGCAGACGGAAACUAACAGGUCAACUCACCCUUCUAAUGCCGGCGGCAAUAGUAACGAUAGCGCGAAGAUGAAGCAACCUGUGUCGAGGGCGCUUUUCACGCCAUUUGCGGCCGCGAAUUUCUAUCGCCCCCGGGAUGAUGAUGGGGAUGCGGCCGAGGAGGAAGACGAGUUACCCAUGCAGCCGAAGGGGAGGAUGGCGGCACGGAUGCAGACGUCAGCGGUAGAGCAGAGUGCGACUACGACUGCGAGUGCGUACGAACGGGUUUCCAAGGGAAUGAUCCAAGCGCGGGAAGAUACUACUGCUAGUGAUAAGGGGAUUCGUCCUCCGUCUUCUGAGGACGAGGAUGAGGAUGAGGAUGAGGAUGAGGAUGUUCGCGCUGUUGGAAGGAGGAGAUCGUCCGCAGCAGCAAGGGAAUCUCGUCGUUCAUAUUCCCCACUUUUUGUGCCGGAGGGUUCACCGAAACUGAAUGCAACUACAGACAAUGACAUGGAGACAGACGACGAGGUCCAAACGACUAUGAGGAGGAGAACGGGUUGCGGAGGUAGAUCUGCUUCGAUAACGUCUAACAGGUCCUUUUCGCCGUUGUUCGUUUCUCAGGAUUCCCCCACCACGAAAAGGAACAAUGGCGCUACCCGGGAUGCAAUGGAAACAGAUGAUGAGGAUGAGGGGCUCGGACCACCAAACCAUAACAGACUCAUGGCCCUGGUUGAGAAGAAGCGAAAGGAGCGUGAAGCCCGCGAACAACUAGAAGAGGAGAAGAAAGCUGCUAGAUUACAGCGAUCGAGCGAGGUACAGGAAACAAUACUCAGCUCCGAUCGCCUUAGUGACGAUGCUGAUGAUUCGGAGUCCGGGAGGAAGUUAACACAACAUUCGCGUCCCUCAGCUCGUAAAGCGAGCAAGAAGGCGUUGCUGGAGAUGAACCGCGAGACGCAACGUAUGAGUCGCAAUAUGCAGUUGGCCCACCAGGCUGUUACAAGGAAAAAGAUUACGCUAGAUAGUUUCCUAGCUAAAUUUAAUAGCAAAAGCUCGUCUCUAAAUGCGGCCGAGGCUACGAGUUCUGCUCCCGCUUCGUCAGACCAUGAGGAAGGGCAGGCUAGACAUAGUACGCCGCCUACUUCACCCUUGAGAGAGGGAAUUUCAGAGGACAAACCAGUCGAGGAAGCCGGCGAAGAUAGCAGUAAGCGAAUUAGCGUGUCGAAGGAUGACGACAACAUUUAUAUUCCAUCCGUGGAAGAGAUAUUCGCUGGAUCCGCGCAGGUUUCUCACGAACCAGUUGAUCCCUCUCGUCCGGAGCGACAGGCCUCGAAAGCGCCGUCCGUAACCCCAGCACCCGGAAUACCCAGCAAAACAACACGACCCAUCCGUAUCCGCCUCUCCCGCCAGUCGAUAGAGGAGAGUCAAAAGAACAACACCGAUUCUGAUUUGGAAAUCAUCACUUCCCCUGCGAAAACGCGUCGUAUCGCUGUCUUUGAGAAUUUGCCGACGCGUAAUAACCAGUCAUGCUCCACACUACUAAAACUUAGAACCCUAGCACAACUCACGUCUCCGACGCGCCAGCGACAGACAACCAUGAUGACGCGCAGUGAGUUGGAUAACAAUCUUUUCCGACGCGCGCGGCUACAGGCAUUGCAGGAGCGGCAGGAGAAGAUCGAGGAGCUGAGAGCUAAGGGUGUUGUUAUAGAGACUGCGGAGGAACGCAUGCGUGUUAAUGAUGAGGUUGAGGAUUUGCUGGAGAAAGCUAGAGGGCAGGCGGAGGAGAUUGCGAGGAGGGAACGGAAAGCGGCAAAGAAGGAUGGUAGACACCUUGAUGCUGUUGACCUGGAUGAUAGUGAGGAUGGGGAUUACCAGGGCGCGGAUGGGGAGGUCCUUUCUGAGUCUGACGAAGAGGAAGGGGAGGACAUCAUAGUAAGUGAUGACGAGGAAGUGGAAGCUGAAGAAUUAGAAGAAGACGAUAGGCGCGUUGAUGAGGGAGAAGAGGGUACUGGAUUCGUCCAUAAUGAAGCAGACGAAGCUGAGGUCUCAGAAGAUGAGGGUGAAGAAAGUGAAUCAGGCAACCAUCAAGUACAAAGGACAGACGGGAAUUUCCCAAGGAGAAACCGGAGGCGCGUUAUUAGCGACGACGAGGAUGAAGAUGGAAAUGUGGAUGUUGCUCCGAUACCACAAGAAACGCCCGUUCGAUCACAGGCCCGACCCCUCUUCCCAGAUUUUGGAGCCUCUCGGACCCCAUUAAUGGGCCUAACGCAGGCAUUCGGGGCUACUUUCGCAGAUAGCCAGGAUAACGAAGAGGACUCUCUCGCCAUGCUUCGCAGGAUGCCAGAUAUUGAGUGCCCUGUUGAUCAACUUCUACUGGAACGAGACUCGCAGGAAAUUGUUCGUGACAGCCAGGGCCAGGAUUCCGUCCCGCUCGAUCUAUUCGCGAGUUACCCACGAGCUGAUGGGGAGGACCGGGUGUCAGAGUCUCCUGCGGCUAGGACGGUCACAUCAUACUCCCAGGCGCCUGAACCGACGCAGGAUGCUGGAUUUGUGUAUUCUCCAUUUGACCAGGGGAAGAGGUUUACCGAUGUGCAUGCACGGGUACCUACGUCGACGAUCGAUACCGUGCCCGUUGGUGAAGAUCAAUCCCCCAUUGCCCGACGGACCGGGGGGACAAGAAUUCUGCGGCGUGGACCCGUGGCUGAUCUUUCCGAUGUUGACGAGGACGAUGAUGAAGGGUUCCUGGUUAAAUCUAGUGCCUUUGAUGUCAUGCGCACGGCUGCGAACAAGAAAACGCAAAAGACUUCGCAGACUCCAUUUGACAAGUCUAAAAGCAGGGCGCGUGAUGUUAUUGAUGAGGUGGCUGAGGAGUCUGAGGAUGAGUAUGCGGGGUUGGGAGGGGCGAGUGAUGAGAGUGCUGGCGAAGAGGAUGAGAUUGAUCUUAGUAUGAUUAAUGACGACGGUGGGGAAGUGGUUGAUGAGAAGGAGUUGGCUGCACUUAAUGCAAAUCACUCAAGACAACAGGACGAGCAGCAAGUCAAUAAGCUGAUGAGGGACAUCGCUACUGGUGCUCUUCGCCGCAGGCGCGGAGCCGGCGGUGAUGAUCUGGACCUUUCCGAUUCAGAUGAUGAACGCCUCGCCGCGCGCCGUCGUGCGAAGAGAAGAGAAUUCGCCAAGAUGCGUAAAGCUCUCCUGGCCGAUGAGAAGAUCGGUCAGAUAGCGGAGGAUCCCAAAAAAACUGCUUUCCUGCGCACUAUUGAAGAUAGGGAUGUGGAUAAUGAUGUGCCGAUGGUGGAUUUUUUGGAAGGCGGAAACACGAGUAGCUCACAGGACACGUCGCAGGAUAAUACUGUCAGCGGUCAUCAACAACAACAGGAAGGAGGGGCGAACGAUCAUUUUGCAGAAAGGGAAAAUGUUUCUGCUAUUGGCAAUAAUAAGCGCAAGCGCCCACUUGACCAGUCAGGUCCCGAUGCGCUGAACCGUCCACCGCCGCACAUGCGCCGUACGGCGGAGAACCCUAGCAGGAAGAAGCCCUUGACGCUCGCUGAGAUCCGCGAGUCGGUGUCUUUCCUCCUUGAUGGGGGCGAUUCUAAUGCCUCGGAAUCGUUCGACGAGGAUAUACUGCUCUCUGAUGAGGAGACAGAGAGGGAGACCGAAGUCACCAACGAGCAGCAGCGUGAAGAUGACAUAGAAACCCGCCUCUUCUCCGCUGAUGAUAAUAAUGACAGCAACAACAACAGCGACAAGCCUAUCCAGGCACCUGCCAACGGCCGCGGUGUCACAGGUUCCGAUUAUAACCACAUACACCCCCGUCGCCGACAGCGCGGGAAAGUCGUCGACCGCCUCUCACUCCGCAGACAGGCAUCCUCCAACGCCGCCUCCGGCUCCACAACGUCAACCACCGCUUCAGGGUCCCGCCAAGCCUUCUUCUCCAAUGACAGCACGCCACUCUUCAAGCGCCCACCGCUACUCAUUCGGCGCGCAACGGCAUCUUCAUCCUCAUCAUCGUCGUCUUCUUCGGCGGCAGCUACUGCGGCAGUGACAUAUGGCGCGAAACCCGUGGUGUCGGUGACGGAGUCACGAGCGGGGAUGCAGUUGCAGGGUGGCUUGGGUAAAGGUUCAUUUCUCCAAGCUAUAUGUACGUAG
Molecule: messenger RNA, 4311 nt
Organism: Blastomyces dermatitidis ER-3
Lineage: Eukaryota; Fungi; Ascomycota; Eurotiomycetes; Onygenales; Ajellomycetaceae
Product: replication checkpoint mediator protein 1
Exons: 3
Coding region: 1-4311 (1436 amino acids)
Biological process (GO): mitotic G2 DNA damage checkpoint signaling; mitotic DNA replication checkpoint signaling; activation of protein kinase activity
Molecular function (GO): anaphase-promoting complex binding
Source: RefSeq, a predicted model, not a curated record